Molecule: messenger RNA, 5461 nt
Organism: Myxocyprinus asiaticus (Chinese sucker)
Lineage: Eukaryota; Metazoa; Chordata; Actinopteri; Cypriniformes; Catostomidae
Gene: tspan4a
Product: tetraspanin 4a
Exons: 7
Coding region: 1128-2093 (321 amino acids)
Cellular component (GO): membrane
Source: RefSeq, a predicted model, not a curated record
UGUGUGUGUGUGUGUGUGUGUGUGUUUGAAGGGGUGUGAGAGCACAGGAACAAUAGCAGGAGAGACAGACAGGCUGUGUGGAUAUGCUUCUGAUCUUGGGUUUCUCACAUGCUGUGAAGACUGUGUGUCAGACUGCUGCUUCACAUCAGAUAAAGACAAACACUGCUGAUGAGCACUGAUGGACAGAAUCUAUUAAAUCCACUGCUGAACCUCUGAAUCUCCAAGCAAGCGUUCUCGGAAACAAAGAUAGGGACACCGAUACAGAGGCAUUAGAAAAAAAAAUAAAGAUAGGGAAGUAGACAGUAAAUAAAGAAAACGAGGUUUGCCAAAGGAACGGGGCGCAGGACAGGUGGACUAGAGGAUGCAUUCAUGUAUUCUUUGCACGCACUGCCAAGAAGCAUCUCAAAACCUGGAUUGGCAAUUAAUUUUACGCCUUUUCUUUUAUCUGUGUUCGUCAGUCCAUUAAUGUGCUCUAGAGAAACCUUGUAGGUUUCAGAGGAAAAGGAAAUAUUGGGAUUUUUUGCAAGCUAAAACAGCAUGCAGGACCUCUUCUCGUCUCUCUUUUACCUGCCUGCAACCAUUCAGGUGUGCGAGAUGUGUUGAUUUUUUCAGAGGUCAAGCCAAAAGCACUAGUGUAUGUCAAAUUAAUGUUUCUAAGGAGGUGACCUGCUGUGGCGUGGCAUCUUUCCUGAUGUGUCCUGAUGAACCAGCCUUAGAGCAGCAGUGCUAUUGAUUAAAGGUCUUGCCAGAUUUAAUUGCAGAAGAUUUCUGAAGCAAGUGAACAGUGUCUAACAGAAGUUAUUGGAUCAGCGCUUAACUGUGAUUAAACUCUGGCAAGGUCUGUUGCUUGAGAGAUUGACAUUAUUCCUCCAAUGUCUACACUUCCUAACAUUUGGCUUGUGGAGCAAAGACAUUCACAUCGUCCCAGUUCCUAUUGCGAAAAGAUGCAAACUCCUUUUCAUCAAAAAAACAUGUAAUGUCAAUAUAAUUUAAGGACUGUGUGCUUGUACUCUGGAGCUUACUGUUGUAUCACAUUUCUUUGUUGUGUCAGAAGUCUUGUCAAAGUGGGGAUCAUUUGGCCCCUAGGGGUCCGGGUGACUGCCCCGGCUCCGGCCCCCAACCCGAAAAUGCGGCGCUCGAGUACAGAUGAAACCCCAUACCGGCGCAGUCCCUCGCUGGACAGCAAGUCGGGCUCACCUCCUUUGCGUUACAGCAGCGAGUAUGAGUAUCACAGCUCGCCGUUUGUCUUCGGUAUUCGUACCACGCCGGGCUCAAAGAAAGCUAAAGCAAGCUACACCACCGUGCAGGGCAGGAAAUAUGUGGUAUUUUACCUGGAUCUGUCCUUCAUUUUCCUCCUAGAGCUGCGGCGCUGCAGGAUGGCUGAGGGCUGCCUGAGGGCCCUGCGGUAUGGGAUGGUCUUCUUCAACCUGCUCUUUUGGCUGGGCGGUUGUGGUAUUCUCGGAGUGGGAGUUUGGCUCUCCAUCACACAGGGAAACUUCGCCACGCUGUCAUCCUCUCUGCCGUCACUGUCUGCCGCCAAUCUGCUCAUCGCCAUUGGCAGCAUCAUCAUGGUGAUUGGCUGUCUGGGUUGUGUGGGUGCGGUCAAAGAGAACCGGCCGUUACUCCUGAGUUUCUUCAUCCUGUUGCUGCUCAUUUUAUUACUGGAGAUUAUUUUCAUCAUUCUCUUCCUCACUUAUCAAGAUCAGAUCGAUCUGUACGCUCAGAGUGACCUAAAGAAAGGUCUGCAGCUCUUCGGCACUGAAGGCAACAUCGGUCUCACUAACGCCUGGAGUAUCGUACAAACUGAUUUUCGCUGCUGUGGCGUGACCAAUCACACCGACUGGUUUCAGGUGUAUAAUGCCACGCGUGUGCCAGACUCAUGUUGUCUGGAGUACAGUGAUAACUGCGGUCUGGAGAAUCCUGGCACCUGGUGGACAGCUCCGUGUUAUGAGCGUGUCAAGGGCUGGCUGCAGGAGAAUCUCAUCGCUCUGUGGAUUUUUGCACUGUGCACAGCGUUAACACAGAUCCUGGGACUUGUGUUCUCCAUGACGAUAUUUUGUCACGCAGUGAAAGUGGACACGUUCUAUGCAUAGAGACCAGCAGCACCUCACAGGACCAAAUCCGUCAUUCUAUCAUACACAAGUCAGUGUUUAUCGCUGUGGCCAUCGAGCAUAAAGUUUCAUUAACAUACUGCUAUUGACAACGUAAUUUUAUAGUUCACUCAAUUUAAAAGAAUGAAACUAUUCUUUCCAUUUCGAAACUAUUCUUUAAUUGCUCUUUAUUUUGAAUAAUUAAUGGACAAUAUAUUUUCUUGUCCAUGUUUGAAAAACGAAAACAAAUAAAACAUUUAAGAGAUCUUGGAGCGUUAAACAGGGAGAUCAGUAACUAAUGUCACUAUUUUGUACUUGUAUAAUUUCAUAUAAAAACAUAUGCUAUGUAAUACAGCAAUUUAUAUUUAUUCAGAGUGAGUUACCAACAGAUUUAAAGGGCAAGAUAUUAAGAUCACAGUUUUGGAUAUAUGACUUUAUGAAAAUAUGGGCUCAGUCUUUGUUAAAGUAAAGACUUUAUUAAAGGCACAAUUAAUGUAUUAAUACUGAUGUCGGAACAAGCACAACUGUACAGGCUAUUCAUCAGUCAUUUCCCAUCUAGAAUGAGCACGAUUUAAAUAUUUGCUAAUUUACAGUGGCUGCAAGAAGUGUUUGGGCUUCAAAGGUGAAGUGUGUCAUUGAAGUGUGGCAACAAAUGGAGUUGUAGUUUUUUUUUUUAAACAGGUUUUCUAAACAAACUACAAACAGAGUUGUAGUUUUUUUUUUAAACAGGUUUUCUAAACUCUCCCCCAUCUGGUAGCCCCACCUCAAACCAAUGCCAUUGGUCGAGCCAGAGGUUGACAUGUCGAGCUGCUCAAACAAACAGAGCAAUGUUUGAAAGCACCACUGACACUCUUAAAGAAGUAAUCGCUUACUUAUAGUUAACUCUCGGUUAACUCUCUGCCCUGGUUAUCAGUAUAGUUACUUAUAAUUAAUUUCAAUUAAAUUGAGAUAUAGGCAAAUGUUUUAACAUUGAACAAAAUUACCCAAAGCAGCUUUAAAGGUGCACUCAAUAACUUUUGUCUUUGUUUAAUCUUGGACUUACAGUGACACCUAUUGGUGUGAAUGCAGCAUCAUUUAAAAUAUAAUAAAAAUAAAUCAUUUUCCGUUUCAGAUGUAAAAAUGAUUAAAAAAUAUCACUAUUCACAGUCAGCCAUGAUUACUUUAAUCAAUGAGUGAAAGUGUCAAAUAACAGGACAGUUACUGAGAUUAAGCGAGUAGUAUUCGGCUGGACCCCAUGUGCGGACCCUCUCCAUGUAGAAUAAAACAGCUUUUAUAUUGUUUCUACAAAUUUUUAGAUGACAUUUAAGUGACUUGAAUAUCACUGGAUUUUUAUUUAACAAAACAUCAAAGCAAGAGUGAGCUGCAAACAAAUACUGCUGGAUCUUUUCUCAGAACUAACUUCACUUUAUAUGUCAUUUUUGCUCAGUGACUUUGAAUGAACUGGUGUUGUGGUGAUUUUUGGUGGAUGUCUGAAGUCAGUUCUUCUCAAGUUCACACAGGUGGAGUUCAACACACCGACAAACGCAAAGCGGCUUCAUUUUAUGCGCAAUAUCUGUUAGCAUUUCAAAUCUAACAAACUUCUUUUUGUGAAAGGUUUUGGAUUAGGUUUCUUUCAAAUAAAUGACACUUGCUUAAAUAUUUUGUUCUAUAAUGUAAUUAUAUUCAGACAUUUUUAAAUGUCCAAAUAUUUUUUGUUGCCACUGAAUGUUGACUGAUAACCUUAUGUUCAGUCAUGGAAAAAAAUUAAGAUCUGUUAAAAUAAGCACAGCAGGAUGAAAAAUAUUAAAUGUUCCGGGUUCAGUACAAGUUAAGCUCAAUCGACAGCAUUUGUGGCAUAAUGUUGAUUAACACAAAAACUAAUUUGGACUCGUCCCUCCUUUUCUUUAGAAAAAGCAAAAAUCUGUGUUAGUGAGUCACUUACAAUGGAAGUCAAUGGGGCCCAUUUUUGGAGGGUUUAAAGGCAGAAAUGUGAAGCUUAUAAUUUUAUAAAAGCACUUACAUUAAUUCUUCUGUUAAUGUAUUAUUUCAGCUGUAAAGUUGUUUAAAACAUCGUUUUUACAGUCAUUGUAGGGUUUAUGAUGUUAUGCCUUCAUGGCAAUGAUGUUGUAAAAUUGGCUAUAACUUUACACAGAUGCAGUUAGUAAGUGAUUUUAUCACACUAAAAUCAUGUUAACACACAUAUUGUUUACAUCUUGUGUCUAUACUUUUGAAACAGUGAGUAUUUUAAUGUUUACUGAUUGACCCCAUUGACUUCAAUUGUAAGUGUCUCACUGGAACACAAAUUUUUGAUUUGAGUCGAAAUUAAUUAAUCAACAUUAUGCCACAAAUGCUGUCAGUUGAGCUUAAAGGAAUAGUUCACUCCAAAAUGUAAAUUCUCUCAUCAUUUACUCACCCUCAUGCCAUCCCAGAUGUGUAUGACUUUCUUCAGCAGAACACAAAUGAAGAUUUUAAGAGAAGAAUAUCUCAGCUCAGUUGGUCUGCACAAUGCAAGUGAAUGGUGACCAAAAGCUCAAAAAAGCACAUAAAGGCAGCAUAAAAGUAAUCCAUAUGACUCCAGUGUUUUAAUCUGUCUUCUGAAGUGAUAUGAUAGGUGUGUGUGAGAAACAGAUCAAUAUUAAAGUUUUUUUUUUUUUUUCCUAUACAUCAGCACCUUUGACCAGCCCUGACCAGUACGUGACUGAAUGUAGACUGAAUGUGAAAGUGAAAAUAUAGAUUUACAGUUAAAAAUGACUCAAAUAUUUAUCUCACCUUAUCUUAUCAAUAUUUUAUCAAUAUUUAUCUUAAUAUGUUUCUCACCUACACCUACAGUAUAAUCAAUUCAGAAGAUAUGGAUUUAACCACUGGAGUCGUAUGGAGAUCAUUUUAAUUGUUGGGUGAACUAUUCCUUAACUUAUAUCUGUAAUGUUAGUAUUUUAAACAUGUUUUGAACAUUUCUUUCUUAACACUCAGCUGUCUGGUCAAGUAAUAAGUAAAGAUCUUUUCACACAAAAUUGGAUUAAUAAUGAAAAAAAUAAUAAUAAUAAUAAUAAUAAUAAUAAUAAAAAAAUAAAAAACAAUAAAUAAAAAAAAAUAAUAUAUAUAUAUUUCUAAAAUGAUGAGAUGCUAAACAUGCAACAUUAAGAGGUCAUGUGACAAUGUAGCCUACUACUGGUGGAAAUGUUAUUAUGGAAUACUGCUUACUGUUACACUCACUAUUUAAAUAAUAAUAAUAAUAAUAAUACAUAUAUAUAGGAAGCAGUAUGCAGUAUUUACUGCACAGUAUUUAGCAAGUAGUAAUCAUCAGUAUUAAAUUCUGAAGAUAAAAGAAAGGUACAGUCAUGUGACCUCCAUCUCUAAAUGUACACCUGUGAGACAUAUAUUAUGAAAAUAAA